AUGCUGAUCCCAAUCAGCUCGGAUGAGGGCAGCUCGCGGUCCUGGGCCCUCAUAGAGAUGCAGGGAGAGGUGGAGCGCAAGGAUGGCGGCACGUUAGAGGAGGCGUUCGACGUGGGCACGCUUUCGGUGUCCUCCAGCGGCGCCGUGAUGCUGACCAUCGGCUACCAUCAGCUGGAGGGCAAGCGCAUGGAGCUGAAGAAGCCGUUUGCGGUGCUGGACCGCGUUGCGGACGCGGAGGGGCACAGCACAGAGUACAAGGUGAUUGGCGUGGUGCGGGAGAAGAUUCUGUUCAAGGCGCGACCGCGAGCGCUGAUCACCAAGCCGGAAUUGAAAUGA
Messenger RNA from Chlorella variabilis, 336 nucleotides. RefSeq lists its product as hypothetical. Gene Ontology annotation, biological process: mitotic sister chromatid cohesion. Gene Ontology annotation, cellular component: Ctf18 RFC-like complex. Bases 1 to 336 code for a protein of 111 amino acids. The record is from RefSeq and is a predicted model, not a curated record. The transcript is spliced from 3 exons. Lineage: Eukaryota; Viridiplantae; Chlorophyta; Trebouxiophyceae; Chlorellales; Chlorellaceae.